This is a messenger RNA of Cetraspora pellucida, 168 nucleotides long. The record is from the annotation of a GenBank genome assembly. Lineage: Eukaryota; Fungi; Glomeromycota; Glomeromycetes; Diversisporales; Gigasporaceae.
AAAUUACUUGAAAAAUUCAAGGCAAUGGUCUUUUUGGUCUCAGCAGCACUUGUUACUUUUUCUUCAAAUUACUUUAUCAAUCUUUUUGAGUCUUAUCACAGUGAGCUAAAAACAAAAAUUUCAGUUCAGUAUAGUCUUAUUGGCAAGUUUUUAUCAGAUAUGCUAUAA